Molecule: messenger RNA, 1773 nt
Organism: Trypanosoma brucei brucei TREU927
Lineage: Eukaryota; Euglenozoa; Kinetoplastea; Trypanosomatida; Trypanosomatidae
Product: flagellum-adhesion glycoprotein, putative
Exons: 1
Coding region: 1-1773 (590 amino acids)
Molecular function (GO): protein binding
Source: RefSeq, a predicted model, not a curated record
AUGGGUGGCAGGACUGAAUCACGGGAAGCAUUGGCCGCACUCGUGGCAGCGUUGUUGCUGCUGCUGGGUUUUGUGAGUCCCGUUAUAGGAGACCAAACCGUGGGCACCAAGGUGAUUGUGAACCUCUUCAACAGUUGUACUACUUGUACUGUUGGGCAGGCGGAUGGCGAAAGUGCAAAGGGAAAACUUUUCAAGGCGUCUGGUGGUUUCUUCCAAAAGAAGCGUUUUCCUUUACUUUUAUGUGAUAUCGAAGGUGGUGGAUCCACCGUGCGACUCGUAAACAAAACUGGCAUAUAUACAAUUGCAGGCAGUCUGACGCAACGUGGUAAUAAAGACGGCCCCAAGGGAGAUGCACUAUUCAACAAUCCCACCUCAGUUGUAAGCGUCAACGAUGAUAUUUACGUGGCAGACAGGGAUAACAACUGUAUUAGGCGAAUAGAUGCUGAGGGCAAUGUAACCAGAUAUGGACCACAAGACCUUAACAAACCGAAGGAUAUUCUCCCAUUCACAUUGAACGGGACUCAGAAUCUAUUCAUUUCCGACACAGGCAAUUCGCAGAUCCUUUAUGUGCCACUGGAUGCUAAUAACACAGUGGUAACUACACUAGUCGCUGGCUUCCAACCUGGUGUGAUGCAAAUAAGCAAAGAAAAGAACAUGAUGUAUGUCGUAAAAAACACCUCAUGGAUUGCAGCGGUUAAUUUGAGCAAAACUGGGGAGUCUGAUAUUGGAAAAAGUAAGGAUAUAGGUGAUGUGACGUGUCUGCACUACAAAAGUGCUCUGAUGCUGACUCAAGCAGAGGAUAAACUAUAUUAUUACGGUGAGCCCAAUGGAGAGGGGUACAUCAUGUCACUAGAGGUGGAACGCCCAUCUCCAGCAUCCCAAUGGUGUGCGCAGUCAAUGUUGAAAUGGGACUAUGAUCGGAUUGUCUCAUUGUUGAGGGUGAAUGACAAAGAGUAUUAUGCUACAACAGAAACGGCCGUGUAUGCCAUUCGUGAUGUAGGCUAUACACCGACGCCAACGCCUCCACCAACGCCCCCUCCCACGCCUUCGGUGCCGCCAUCACCUUCUCCCAGCCCAUCAGCAUCGCCGUCACCAUCACCAUCAGUGCAGCCGCCACCGCCACCGCCACCACCACCACCGCCGCCGCCGCCGCCGCCGAUUACUCCCAAUCCGGAUCCCCCUUCACCUCCGAGACCCACAGCUGUUGCCGCCUUUCGCGCUUCUUCGUUCCCAAUUGAUGAUGUAAAACUUAUGCAUGCUCUGUAUUCGUGGAUUAUGAGGGAUGUUGAGAUCGCUUUCGGCACAGAUGACUUUUUUGCUGUUUUCCUCCCCCCAGGUUACAAUGACGUGCCUGGUGGUACAAAUGUUUCGACGUGGACAAACUUGACAGCUCUAGAGAACUUCGACAAGAACAUCCUUAUUACCAACUACCAAGGGCCUCCUGGUAGGAGCAAGCAAGAACUACAGAAGCGGUUGUUCUCGUCUCCAUGGAACUGGACACGGAAGUUUCUUGAUGAAUUGGUACGACAAGAGGAGUGGGAUCACCUAUCACCAUUCUGCAUGGUGAAGUGUGUGGAUGAUUGUCAGUACAUUUCCUUCAAUGAAUCUCUGUGUGUAGACGAGCUUCAGUUCCAGGUGCAUGAGGACCUGCGUGCUGCAGGAAUCGCCUCCUCAGUGCUCUUGGGCCUUCUUGCCAUCAUGCUGCUGUGGUUGCUCAUAGCAAGUCCACCGAAUGCAAGAUCUACUUUUGUGCGACUGCCGGCGCUGGAGUAG